CGUGGAGGGUGAAGCUGUUGGAACUCUAGGGUCCAGAUGGCGUACAGUCCAGGGGGCAGAGCGGAGGAGCUGCCACCAGCUCUGCCUGUCAAACAGCACAGGAGUCGGAGUCGCUCCAGCAACGACUCUUUCCUCCUCAGCCCUGUGGGACUCCAGCAUCAGAACUACGCCUACGACGAUGUCUUCUCUGAGCCCACUGACUGUCAUGCAGAUCAAUGCCCCAUACACCAGCGCUACGAUCCCUUUCGACACCAGGAGAGAUUUUUCUCAGACGUCCACCCCCCGCCUGUUCCAAAGAAGAGGUUAAAUCGCACCCUCUCCCUCCCUGGAACCAACGCACCCCAGCUGUGUCCCUGGAGAUAG
Molecule: messenger RNA, 363 nt
Organism: Limanda limanda (common dab)
Lineage: Eukaryota; Metazoa; Chordata; Actinopteri; Pleuronectiformes; Pleuronectidae
Gene: peak3
Product: PEAK family member 3
Exons: 4
Coding region: 37-363 (108 amino acids)
Source: RefSeq, a predicted model, not a curated record